Molecule: messenger RNA, 3576 nt
Organism: Notothenia coriiceps (black rockcod)
Lineage: Eukaryota; Metazoa; Chordata; Actinopteri; Perciformes; Nototheniidae
Product: transcription activator BRG1-like
Exons: 13
Coding region: 21-1835 (604 amino acids)
Molecular function (GO): histone binding
Source: RefSeq, a predicted model, not a curated record
AAGGAGGCACAAAGACACUGAUGAACACCAUCAUGCAGCUGAGGAAGAUCUGUAACCACCCGUACAUGUUUCAUCAAAUAGAGGAAUCUUUCUCUGAACAUUUAGGAUUCUCUGGUGGGAUAGUCCAGGGUCUUGACCUGUAUCGGGCAUCAGGAAAGUUUGAGGUGUUGGAUCGAAUCCUGCCAAAGCUCAACGCCACAAACCACAGAGUGCUGCUCUUCUGUCAGAUGACCUCUCUCAUGACCAUCAUGGAGGACUACUUUGCUUAUCGCAGCUUCAAGUAUCUGCGCCUGGAUGGUAGCACAAAGGCUGAUGAUAGAGGAAUGUUACUGAAGACUUUUAAUGAACCAGGGUCAGAAUACUUUAUCUUCCUCCUGAGCACAAGAGCCGGAGGCCUCGGCCUCAACCUGCAGUCUGCGGACACUGUGAUUAUUUUUGACUCUGACUGGAACCCACAUCAGGACCUGCAGGCUCAGGACAGAGCUCACCGUAUUGGUCAGCUAAACGAGGUGCGAGUGCUGCGUUUGUGCACGGUAAACAGCGUCGAAGAGAAAAUCCUGGCUGCUGCCAAAUACAAACUGAACGUAGACCAAAAGGUCAUUCAGGCUGGCAUGUUUGACCAGAAGUCUUCGAGCCACGAGCGCAGGGCCUUCCUGCAGGCCAUCCUGGAACACGAGGAGCAAGACGAGGUCGGGGAUCAGGAAGUGUGUCUACGAGUUAAUGUGUGUGAGGAGGAUGAGGUGCCAGACGACGAGACGGUCAACCAGAUGAUCGCCAGGAGUGAGGACGAGUUCGACCAGUUCAUGCGUAUGGACCUUGACCGCCGUCGUGAGGAAGCCCGUAACCCGCGGAGAAAACCUCGUCUGAUGGAGGAGGACGAGCUGCCCACUUGGAUCAUGAAGGACGAUGCUGAGGUUGAACGUCUGACCUGCGAGGAGGAAGAGGAGAAAUUGUUUGGAAGAGGGUCUCGAGAGCGGAAGGAGGUGGACUACAGCGACUCACUGACGGAGAAGCAAUGGCUCAAGUCUGUGUUUCCCAUGCAGGCAAUAGAGGAAGGCAAACUAGAUGAGUUGGAGGAGGAGGUAAGGCACAAGAAGACCACCCGCAAGAGGAAGAGAGACCGCGACCUGGACCUCCCCGGUCCCUCCUCUUCCCUGGGGGGGCGAGGGGACAAGCAUGAUGACGGGAAGAGGCAAAGGAAGAGGGGGCGACCACCUGCUGAUAAACUCUCCCCCAACCACCCCUUCCUCUCAAAGAAGAUGAGGAAGAUCGUAGAUGCUGUCAUCAAGUAUAAAGACAGCGCCAGUGGUCGUCAGCUAAGCGAAGUGUUCAUCCAGCUGCCGUCUCGAAAGGAGCUUCCAGAGUACUACGAACUGAUCCGCAAGCCUGUGGACUUCAGAAAGAUCAAGGAGAAGAUUCGAGGACAUCACUACCGCAGUAUGGGUGACCUGGAGCGAGACGUCAUGCUGCUCUUUCAAAACGCUCAGACCUUCAACCUGGAGGGAUCCCUGCAGAUCUAUGAAGACUCCAUCGUCCUCCAGUCAGUGUUUACCAGUCUGAGGCAGAAGAUCGAGAAGGAGGAGGAAAGUGAGGGAGAGGAGAGUGAGGAAGAGGAAAAUGAUCUGGAAGAAGGUUCAGAGUCAGAAUCACACUCAGUGAAAAUGAAGAUCCGUUUGGGAAAGAAGGAUAAAUCUGGAGAUCGAGGGAAGGGUCGCAGCAGACGAACAGGACGCAACAGAGCCAAACCGGUUGUUAGUGAUGACGACUCUGAGGAUGAGCAGGAAGAGGAGCGUUCCCCCAGUGCCACCGACGAGGAGUCCGGAACUGUAAUGUAGGAGAGAAGGGGGAACAAAGGGAUAUUCCACCAACUCAAGUGCUGCAUGCAUAGAAAAUAAAACAUGCCUCUGUCUACUCCACCCACCCUUGGUCAAAUGUCAAAGGACUCAAAUGGAAAAUGUGUUUUGUAAAACAAUCAAUUCAGGAACAGCACACAUACAAUAUCAUAAAAUACACAAAUGUAUUGGACUAUGCACAUUGCAUUUCACACUACUGCUCGGUGCAAAAUGGUCCUUAAAAAAAAGGAGUGUAUUUAUCUUUGUUGGGAAUAUAAUGAGAGUUUUUGAUCAGUUGUAUUGAGAAUUAUAUCUGCGUACUGGUGUUUAAAACACUACUCGGAGUCAGCUCGACUUAAAAAAAUACAGGAAAAUACACUGAAGCCAUUUUAUAGUCAUUAUAUUUCUGAGUUGCACAAUUACAACACCUUCCUUGAAGUCAUUUAACAUUUAUAAACAGCAUAUUAACAUUCAAGACAUUGCUGAUAAUAUAUUAUGAAGAAGUUGAACACACACCUAUAAGGACCGUAAGGUUUUUUUGAUGUACAGUAACUAUAAUUCUCCUAUGAAGACAUGUUGUAUAUUAUUAUAACCGUGUUUUACUUUAAAUACAUUAAUUGUCUGUUUAAAAACCAGCCUCAUCUAAUCUGUGACUGCAGGAGCAGUUAUAGCUUUUGAGAAUUAGAUGAAUAAAUGCUUACAAGUACAUUAAAGUCUGUUAUAAACCACCUACUUAAUGUUGAUAUACUGAUAUAAAUGCUAAAUAGGAGGACUUCAAUUGCUUCCAGUCAAACUAAUCCCAGAGGAUUAAAAGUUCAGUUAGUUAAAUUUAUUUAAUUAUAUAUGACAUCUAUAUUUAUUAAGAUUUUCUUAUUUUUUGGGGCAAGUUGUAAUAAAAAAUGAGUCCUUAGCUAACCUGAGAAGAACUGGCGGGAACCAGUAAUGUCAACUAAACAACCUUGAAUGUAAACAGAAGAUGUUUUCCCCCAGUUUCCUAACCUUACCUUCCCUUCCUGGACAUGAUGUUUUGCCUCUGCUUCUCUGUGGCAGUGUUGUAACAACAGUCGGCCGCUUUGGAGCCACUGUGAUUACCGAGGUGUGUGCACAUCACAUAUUUGUGAUCGGGGCUUACUGUUUGAGUUGGAAAUCCAGCCAGCUGUGGGCACAGGGUGUUUCCUGACUUCUCAGAAGCUCUUUAGCAAUUCACCAAAGUCAUUACCUGACUGAGGUUUAAUAGUGUUGGGUCCAGGUCACUAUAAAGUACAGUAUAAAAACAACCUCGCUGCUGCUGCUGCUGCUGCAUACUACACUUCCAAUAUAAGCACUUAUAACUGUUGAUUGUAGACUUAAAGAAUCAUGAGGUCGCAAUUCAUCAAUGAGUACUGUAGCUUUAAUUGCUUCUCCUUCAGUUGUUGUGUGGUGAUUUUAGGAUUUCAGUGAUGUACUUUUAAUGUUUUUUUAUUUGAAAACAAAGGACCAGAGGGACAGUGGCUCCUCUCUGCUUGUGAUUGCCUCAUGGCUUUACUGUGUUGGAUAUAUUGUAUAGAGUAUUUUUUGAGUAUAAUGUCGAUGCACGUGUGUACAGCUCGCAAGUUCAGUACUGUACUUUUUUCCCAAUGUAACUAGAGUGAAGAACAUACAACCAAAGCAUCAACAUUUUCUCCACAACAUUAUAAAAAUGUUUCUGUGUAGUGGUCAUCAUCGCUGGGACUCAGAACGUAACAAUAAAUCACAGUGAAAGCGA